UUCUCUGUCAUUUGACUCUCCAGAUCUUUGUGUGUUUUCACUUCUCCGGUGCUUCUGCUCUCAUUUCUUUUAGGUAGGGAGAGGAAGAGGGGAAGAUUGUAGGAAAUCAUGGAAGGAAUUUUUAUUUGAAAGAAAAUCAUUAGUCUGGCUGCAUUUUGCUCUUCCCUUCUCCCCACCCAUUACACAUUCUCGUUUGAUCAGUCAUUUCUGGCUCGUACAUUGAGAACCCAUUUGGCUUCCUCUCUUUUAUUUUAUGGGGUUUUAGGGUUUUAAGUGUUUCAAAAUCUUAGUCUCAGAAAAUUCAGAAGGAAACAAAGACAUUUCAGGUUAUUUCAUUGAGGUAGACUAAGAGGAAGAAGAAUUUGGAGUUUUGUCUUAUAGUUUGAAGUGAGAGAUAUGGAGGAAAAUUCUUCGUCAACUAUUUUAGAUGGUGAGAUAACUGGUAUAAAGUUCUGCUUGGCAACUCCUAAAGAAAUUCUAACAUCAUCAAUAAGUGGCUUUCCUAUUAACCAUGUCAGUCAGCUCUCAAAUUCGUACCUUGGUUUGCCUCUUGAAUUUGGAAAAUGUAGUGCAUGUGGUACAGCUGAACCUGGACAGUGUGAAGGUCAUUUUGGAUAUAUUGAAUUACCAAUACCAAUAUAUCAUCCUAGCCAUAUCAAUGAAUUAAAGCGACUGUUGAGUUUGCUUUGCUUGAAGUGCCUACAAUUGAAGAACAAGUUUCAGAUUAAAAGUGGCAGUGUCGCUGAAAGAUUGCUAUCAUCAUGUUGUGAGUAUACUCCACAAGUUUCAAUCAGAGAAGUUAAAACGACAGAUGGUGCUUGUUAUUUGGAGUUGAAGCAGCCAUCUAAACAAUCAAAAACUAACUGGAAUUUUUUAGAGAGAUAUGGUUUCCGCUACGGUGACAGUCAUACUCGACCUCUUCUGCCUUGUGAGGUUAUGGAAAUACUCAAGAGAAUUCCUGCACAGACAAGACGAAAGCUUUCUGGGAAAGGGUUCUUCCCACAAGAGGGAUAUAUCUUGCAGUAUUUGCCAGUUCCUCCAAAUUGUUUAUCUAUCCCAGACAUUUCGGAUGGUGUGAGUGUUAUGUCGUCGGAUCUUUCUACAUCAGUGCUGAGAAAGGUUCUGAAACAAGUUGAGAUAAUAAAAAGCUCGAGGUCUGGUACCCCAAAUUUUGAAUCUCACGAAGUAGAAGCUAAUGAUUUGCAAUCAGCAGUUGAGCAAUAUCUUCAAGUUAGGGGUACUGUUAAGGCAUCGCGCAACAUAGAUGCGCGAUAUGGGGUUAACAAAGAUGCCAGUGAUUCUUCAACAAAAGCAUGGCUUGAGAAGAUGAGGACUUUAUUCAUCAGAAAGGGUUCAGGAUUCUCUUCACGUAGUGUGAUUACUGGGGAUGUAUACAAAAAAGUGAACGAAAUUGGUAUUCCAUCCGAAAUUGCUCAGAGAAUUACUUAUGAGGAGAGGGUCAACAUACACAACAUGAGAUAUUUGCAAAAUCUGGUAGAUAACAACUUGUGUUUGACCUACAAAGAUGGCUCCUCUACAUAUUCACUGAGGGAGGGUUCAAAGGGGCAUACCUUUUUGAGACCUGGUCAGGUGGUACAUCGUCGGAUUAUGGAUGGGGACAUUGUUUUCAUAAAUAGGCCACCAACCACACACAAGCAUUCAUUGCAGGCACUUUCAGUAUAUAUCCAUGAUGAUCAUACAGUGAAGAUAAAUCCCCUAAUUUGUGGGCCACUAAGUGCUGAUUUUGAUGGAGAUUGUAUUCACUUGUUCUACCCGCAGUCUUUAUCAGCAAAAGCAGAAGUUUAUGAGCUCUUUUCGGUGGAGAAGCAGUUGCUUAGCUCUCAUAGUGGCAACCUAAAUUUGCAGUUGGCUACUGAUUCAUUGUUGUCACUGAGAGUUAUGCUUCAGACAUCUUUGUUUAGAAAAGCAGAUGCUCAACAAUUGUCCAUGUUUCUCUCUUCAGCUUUGCCACAACCUGCUUUUUUGAAGGGUAAUCACGUUGGUCCCUGUUGGACAGCUUUUCAGAUUCUACAGACUGCUUUUCCUGCCUGCCUAGAUUGCUCCAAUGAUAGAUACUUAAUUGGAAAAAGCGAUAUAUUGAAAGUUGAUUUCAGUAAGGACUUAAUGCAGUCUGUCAUCAAUGAGGUCGUUGCAUCUAUUUUCUAUGAGAAGGGUCCAAAGGAGGCUCUUAACUUCUUUGAUUCUUUACAGCCUUUAUUGACGGAGAAUAUCUUUGUGGAAGGCUUCACUGUUAGUCUUGAAGAUUUUUCUGUCUCCAGGGAAGUUAUAGAAAACAUUCAGAAGGAUAUCCAGGCCAUUUCUCCUUUGCUUUAUCAGUUAAGGUCAACAUAUAAUGAAUUGGUCAAGUUGCAAAUUGAGAACCACAUCAAAAUAGCUAAAGCACCAAUAGCUGAUUUCAUACUAAAAUCAGCCUUGGGUAAUUUAAUUGAUUCUAAGAGUGAUUCUGCUGUCAAUAAGGUUGUUCAGCAGAUUGGAUUCUUGGGAAUGCAACUUUCAGAUAAAGGAAAAUUCUACUCAAAGACUUUGGUUGAAGAUGUGGCAUACCAAUUCCAAUUCAUAUAUCCUUCAGAUGCAGUCGAUUAUCCUUCUGCUGAGUUUGGACUGAUUAAAAGUUGCUUUUUCCGUGGGCUUGAUCCGUAUGAGGGCAUGGUUCAUUCGAUAUCUACUAGAGAAGUAAUGGUUCGCUCCACCAGAGGGUUGACUGAACCAGGGACCUUGUUUAAGAAUUUGAUGGCCAUCCUUCGUGAUGUUGUUAUUUGUUAUGAUGGCACAGUUAGAAAUGUCAGUAGCAAUUCAAUAAUACAAUUUCAAUAUGGACUAAGUGCUAGAACUAGACCUCAAUUCCCUGCUGGUGAGCCUGUGGGUGUCUUAGCUGCUACUGCGAUGUCGAAUCCAGCAUAUAAAGCAGUCCUCGAUUCAUCUCCUAGUAGCAAUUCUUCUUGGGAACUGAUGAAGGAAAUAUUGCUGUGCAAAGUCAGUUUCAAAAAUGACCCGAUUGACCGCCGUGUAAUUCUGUAUUUGAAUGAUUGUGAUUGUGGGAGAAAGUAUUGCCAAGAAAAUGCAGCAUAUCUCGUUAAGAAUCAUUUGAGAAGAGUCAAACUCAAAGAUAUUGCUGUAGAGUUCAUCGUUGAAUACAAGCAGCAGCAAACUGUAGCAGACAUAGAAGCAGGCCUUGUUGGGCAUAUCCUCCUCAAUAAGGCUCUCUUGAAGGAGUUAAGUAUUAGUAUGCAAGAGGUUCAUAUGAAGUGCCAAGAAACUUUUAACACAUUUCGCAAGAAGAAAAAGACUGCUGAUUUUUUUAGGAGGACAGAUUUGUUUGUCAGUGAAUGUUGUUCCAUCCAGCAAUCUUGUGCGGACAAAGGACUUGACAUGCCAUGCUUGAUGUUCUCUUUCCGAAAUACAAGCGAUGAUAAUCUUGAUAGUGCUAUACAAAUCAUGGCUGAUAUCAUCUACCCUGUUCUUCUACAAGCAGUGAUCAAGGGUGACCCCCGUAUCUGUUCAGCAAAUAUUAUCUGGGUUAACCCGGAUACGACAACUUGGAUAAGAAUUCCAAGCAAGACUCAGAAGGGUGAAUUGGCCUUGGAAGUUGUUUUGGAGAAAUCUGCUGUGAAGCAGAACGGUGAUGCCUGGAGGACUGUCAUUGACUGUUGUCUUCCAGUGCUAAACAUAAUUGACACCCAGAGGUCUAUACCUUAUGCUAUAAAGCAAGUUGAACAACUGCUUGGAAUUUCUUGUGCGUUUGAACAAGCAGUGCAGCGUCUCUCCACUUCUGUGUCAAUGGUGACGAGAGGUGUUCUAAGGGAACACCUCAUGCUCUUAGCUAACAGCAUGACAUGUUGUGGAAACUUGAUUGGCUUCAACUCUGGUGGUUACAAAGCACUAGUUCGCUCGUUGAAUAUUCAAGUUCCAUUUACCGAGGCAACGCUGUUUACACCAAGAAAGUGCUUUGAAAGAGCUGCAGAGAAGUGCCAUGAUGAUUCCUUGUCUAGCAUAGUUGCAUCCUGUUCUUGGGGUAAACGUGUGGCUGUUGGAACAGGUUCACGGUUUGACCUCCUGUGGAAUCAGGAGUUUGGAUCUGAUCAAAUUAGUGGGAUGGAUGUCUACAACUUUCUGCACAUGGUUAGUGGUUCUGGUGGAAGCCAUUCUAAUACUGAUUGCCUAGGAGAAGAAGUUGAUGAUCUAAUGGACAUAGAUGAAGUGGACGAGUGGUGUCUGUCUCCAGACCAUACAGCUGGUUUAGAUAAGCCGGUGUUUGAGGACGCAGCUGAUUUUGAGAAUACUUUUGAUGGCCAGCCAGCUAGUUCAAGUUGGGACAAAGUUGCGUCUUCAGACAAGGUGCCAGAUGUUGGUUGGGAUGCUUCUGCGUGGAACAAAAAUGCUGAAAAUGGUGACAAAUUUGCAGCAGCUGCGACCAGUCCGAAGAAGCAAAACGAGUGGUCUGGUUGGGGGGCGAGCAAAUCUAAAUCGCAAGAUGUUGUUCCUCCAAAAGUGGAUGUUGGUUGGGAUGCUUCGUCUGCAUUGAAUAAAAAUGCAGAGGACGGUGACAAUUUUGCAGCAGCUGCAUCCAGCUCGAAGAAGCAAAAUGAGUGGUCUGACUGGGGCACGAGCAAAUCUAAAUCACAAGAGCAAACUGAAUUGUCUGGUUGGGGAAGGAAAAAGUUUGAUAUACAAGAUGCCCUUCCUGUGGAAGAGAAGACCUUCAAGUCUAAUGGUUGGGAUUCUGGCUCUAGCUGGGGAACGAUGGGAAAAGAAUCUGAAAAACUUGAAUCUAGUGAUGCACCACAAUGGUCUGGUUGGGGGACAAAAGAUUCCAUCCAUAUGAAAACCUUGGACGAUUCUCCCAAAUCUAGUGGCUGGGAUACUGUUUCUUCUUGGGGGAAGAAGAUCACAGGAAAUGAUAACCAGCCAAACCAAGGGAGAGAAAAAAGCGGAUGGGAUAAUAAAACAAGUCAAGUAAAGCCAGGGCAGUCAACAUCUGGUUGGAAUAACAAAGCAACAGAAGUAAAGGUAGUUCAAUUGACAUCUGGCUGGGAUGAAAAAACUACUCCGGAAAAGGCAGUUCAGUCCACGUCUGGUUGGGUUUCUUCAGCUGCUGCAGGCUGGAAUAGGGAUGAGUCACCUACAAAAGGCUGGAAUAAGAAUAAUUCUUCAGACCAACAAAAGUCGUAUACAAUGAAUAGUUCCUGGGACCAUCAAAAGUCACCUGCAACUAAUAGUUAUUGGGACCAACAGAAGUCACCUGCGACGAAUAGUUCUUGGGACCAACAAAAGUCACCUGCAACUAAUAGUUCUUGGGACCAACAGAAGUCACCUGUGACAAAUAGUUCUUGGAACCAGCAAAAGUCACCUACGGUGAAUAGUUCAUGGGACCAACAAAAGUCACCUACAGCGAUGAGUUCUUGGGAUCAACAAAAGUCACAAGAAAGUUUGCAAGGUUGGGACACCCUUAAUGACUUAAACCAGCCUGCAAGUUCUAGUGGCUGGGACAUGCCAAAUGAUGAGGAUAACACUGAAAGUGAAAAGCAGCAUCAGUGGGGACAGACUAGGGGCUCACGUCGUUGGGCUUCAGAUGCUAGUAAGAACCGUCCAGUGAAGUCAGCUCGACCAAUGAAUGAUGAUUCCGGUAUGGCUGCAAUGUAUACUGCUACAAGGCAAAGACUAGACAUGUUUACUUCCGAGGAGCAAGAUAUUCUCUCGGCUGUUGAGCCACUCAUGCAGUCAGUCAGAAAAAUAAUGCACCAGACUGGGUACAAUGAUGGGGAUCCACUGUCCGCUGAGGAUCAGUCGUUUGUUCUUGAUAAUGUUUUCGCUCACCAUCCAGACAGAGCUGUAAAAAUGGGUUCUGGUGUUGACUAUGUUAUGGUAAACAAACACAGCAAUUUCACAGAUACCAGGUGCUUCUUUGUUGUCACAACCGACGGUCAUAAGCAAGAUUUCUCGUAUCUCAAAUGCCUGGAAAACAUGAUCAAGGUGAAAUAUCCUGAUUUGGCAGAAGCUUUUAAUCCAAAAUAUUUCCGAAAAUCUCGUUUUGGAGGGAAUCGUGAGCGAAGUGUUGCUCCGGAGAAUUCUCAAGGGAACCGUGAGCGAAGCAUUGGUCCGAAGAAUUCUCAAGUGAACCGUGAGCGAAGUGUUGCUCCGGAGAAUUCUCAAGGGAACCGUGAGCAACACUGGAACCAUGAGCAAAGCGUUGCUCCAGAGAAUUCUCAAGGGAACGGUGAGCAAAGCGCUGCUCGGGAGGAUACAGAGGGGGGAGAUUAGGCAGUACGCAUCUGUCUGACCGAGUGUUAACAUCAUUCAGAAAAGGGUUUAGGUAGACAUUUUGCUCUUUCCUGGUACAUUAAUCUUUUGACUUGUACAUAUAAAAGCAGAUGUUAAGUGUGUUUAUUCCCCUAAAAAAAGGUACUAAACUUCCAUAGAUCCUUGUAUGAACUUCCCUUUUUUAACCCCAAACAUGACCAGUUAAUGUAUUCUAGUUAUAGUGGUUAACUUAUGUCGAUUAGACUAUUCGAUUUCUCGAA
Hibiscus syriacus is the source of this 6539-nucleotide messenger RNA. RefSeq names its product DNA-directed RNA polymerase V subunit 1-like. NCBI's taxonomy places the organism in Eukaryota, Viridiplantae, Streptophyta, Magnoliopsida, Malvales, Malvaceae. Gene Ontology annotation, biological process: DNA-templated transcription. Gene Ontology annotation, cellular component: RNA polymerase II, core complex. The transcript is spliced from 20 exons. The record is from RefSeq and is a predicted model, not a curated record. Gene Ontology annotation, molecular function: DNA binding. Bases 397 to 6279 code for a protein of 1960 amino acids.